CUCCCGUUGGCGGCCGCAGAAAUCCGAUGAACGCGUUCGAGUACCUCGCGACGCGGCCCGUCGCGAGCGUUGACCGGCUCUUCGACGACCCAUGGGCGUGCCAAGCAGUCUUCCAGAGCCUGCCCGCGCUCUCGCAGCAGAUCGUCAUGCGCCUCCUCUUCGCCGCCGGCGAGACGACCCGCGAUACGAUCCUCUCGUGGGUGCACGAGUCGUCCACGGACGCCAUGGUCGCGGCCAUCGACAAGCUCUCGCAUCUGCGCGUCUUGGCCAAGGCGCCGCAUGGGCUCGCUCUCAACACACACUUCCAGGCACAGCUGCGCACGGCGCUGAGCUCGCUCGGCGGGUCGCCGUGGGAAGACGGCCGGCAAAAGCUGCCGGCCGAGAAGCCGAUCGCUGCGAUGGACCUCGAGAACUAUGCGCGCACGCGCUGGGAUGCAGUGUUGCACUUCAUGGUCGGGUCCACCGCGGUGCAGGCGCCGCCCGAUACGGUCGUGCAGAUCCUCGAACAGACGAAGCUCAUGCAGGCGUCGCCCGAAGACCGCCGGAAGCUCCAUAUCACGGACACGGGCUACGAGUUUAUGCUCAAGGACAUUCACGCGCAGACGUGGAUCUUCGUGCUCGAGUACAUCAAGAACAUUGACAAGCGGGGCGUCAUGUCGGCCGAAGAGAUGCUCCAGUUCCUCUUCCAGAUGAGUUAUUGCCAGAUGCACCAGUACUACGCGGUGGCCGACCUCACGCGCAACCAGCAGCAGCUCCUUGGGGACCUCGUCGAGCUCGGCCUUUUGUACCGCAGCAACUCGCGCGCAACACGCUUUUACACGACGAGCUUGGCCGUCAACCUCAUCUUUGGCGGGCUCGCGGGCCAGACGCGCCCCGCGAUUCAAAUGAACCAGUCGCUCGAGAGCUUUCAUCAGGCCGCGACCGUCCCCAAAGGGCCAAGCGAGGCCAGCGGCGCGUCAUCGUCGCACCUUAGCAUCAUUGUCGAGACCAACUUCAAGGUCUAUGCGUACACGUCGUCGAGCUUACACAUUGCGAUGCUGAGUGUGUUUGUGGACAUUGUUGUUCGGCUGAAGAACAUGGCGGUGGGCUUCUUGACGCGCGAGAGCAUUCGGUCGGCGCUCAUCCACGGCAUCUCGGCUGAGCAGAUUUAUGACUUUUUGAUGCAGCACGCGCACCCCAAGAUGGUGCAGAACACGCCCGUGAUCCCGGAAAACAUUGCCGACCAACUGUACCUCUGGCAACGCGAACGCAACCGGAUUCAGUUUGUGCCAGGCGAGCUCCUCGAAGGCUUCACGCUCUCGGAGGAAUUUGCGGCCGUCGUGCAGUACGCGCGGGAUCUCGAUGUCCUCACGUGGAGCGAUGCGUCGCAGCACAAGCUCACCGUCGCGCAGCACGGCGCCGACGCGGUGCGCAAGUACAUCCAGUCGCUGCGCGGGUAAGAACGACAUAAAAGCACAUGCUUGUUGCCUACCAUCUUGCGCCUUGCACAACGC
Molecule: messenger RNA, 1493 nt
Organism: Saprolegnia parasitica CBS 223.65
Lineage: Eukaryota; Oomycota; Saprolegniomycetes; Saprolegniales; Saprolegniaceae
Exons: 9
Coding region: 27-1439 (470 amino acids)
Biological process (GO): nucleotide-excision repair
Cellular component (GO): transcription factor TFIIH core complex; transcription factor TFIIH holo complex
Molecular function (GO): ATPase activator activity; double-stranded DNA binding
Source: RefSeq, a predicted model, not a curated record